AUGUUGAAAUAUUCCCUUCUCAUUUUGUCUGCUAUUUUGGCAGUUUGCGCUUGUGUGAGUGCUGCUGUGACAUCUCCAUUGACCACUAGAGUUUAUUUUGGUGGUUCUUUUGCUUCCUUUAACGGAACCACAUUCAACAACAUUGGCUACUAUGAUUUGAAGGAACAAGCAUUCAAGGCCAUGUCCAAUGGUACUGAUGGUCCUGUUCAUGUUGUUCACGUUGAUUUCUUUGGUAACGUUCUCAUUGGUGGUGCUUUCACUCAAGUCGGUUCUCUCAAGACUGGACCUAUUGCCAUGUGGAGAAUCGAUACAGCACAAUGGACUUCUGUAACUUCUACCAUUUCAUUCAAUUCUGGUGCUUCUGUGAGUGUCAUUGAUACCAACUGUGCCAACAUUGCCACGAGCACUAGUGCAUUCCCUUGUGAUAUUUUCAUUGGAGGUCAAUUCACUAUUACUAGUCCAGCUGCAACGAACAUUGCUUACUACAAGUAUAGUGAUAAAGAGUGGAAGGCAUUCUCUGGUUUCACUGCUAACUCUGUGAGUGCCAUUGCAAAGAACGAAUUCCAAACCACCACUCUGAAUAAGGUCUUCUUGGGAGGUAACUUUACCUCUUCCUCAAAAACCUAUGGAUUUGGUAUUUAUGAUACUUCCAAGAGUACUUUUACUGGAGUCGAUGGUGUAUCUGGUGUGACUGAUAUUUACUUUAAUCCAAACUUGUUCUCAUCGGAUGAUAUUUUCGUUGUUGCCACCACAUUCCCAUCCACCACUCAAUGUGUGGGAUUGUGUACCUACAAACAUACGGAUGGAUCUUGGAGCACCAAGGCUGGUUCCGAUCCCAUGACUACCAUCCGAAAACUUGCUUACAUGAAGGGUACUUCAGUAUCCAGUGUUGGAACAGUCUUUAUUGCUGGUAGCAGUGGUGUCAAGAAGGCAACUGCAGGAGGAACUUUCUCAUCAUUUGGUUCUCCCAAUGUGAAUGUCUAUGGAAUGGAUAUUUGUGGUACUGCCAGCAAUGAAGCUCUUACUUAUUGUAGUCAAGGAUCAGUGGCUGCAGGUGGUCAAGACUUUUUAUACUUUUACAAUGCCAAGACCAAUGCUUGGACCAAUUUGUUGAGUGCUUACACUUCAAGCAAUUAUACUGUGCAAAUUAAUUCCAUCUAUGUGAAGGUGUCUAGUGCUGUGAGAAUGAGUGUUUCAAUGGUGGUUUUGAUGAUUGCUUUGAUUGCAUCUGUAUUCUUCUUCUAA
Molecule: messenger RNA, 1245 nt
Organism: Naegleria lovaniensis
Lineage: Eukaryota; Heterolobosea; Eutetramitea; Acrasida; Naegleriidae
Exons: 2
Coding region: 1-1245 (414 amino acids)
Biological process (GO): positive regulation of establishment of bipolar cell polarity regulating cell shape
Cellular component (GO): plasma membrane of growing cell tip
Source: RefSeq, a predicted model, not a curated record